AUAUGCCGAACGUUAAGACGCAAUCAUUUCAGACAGAAUGGCUCUGGUUAAUAGUCAAUAUUCCUCUUGAAGCUACGAAAUCGACGAUUGAUGGUGGCAACAUAAUCUUGCCGUAUAUUCCGCCUCAUCCCCCCAAAGGGACAAAAUAUCACCGAUACACUGUAGCUGUCUUUGAGCAGCCUUCCCAGAUUGGCGUAAAUCAAGUGAAGGCGGAGAGAAUAAUGGAUGUUCGAGAGUUUGUCAAAGAUUACAAUUUGACCAUACGUGGUGCAUCAUUCUUUAGAGAAGUGUGGGAUGAAGAAGUAACUAAAAUUUACCAAGAGAUCCUUGGUGUUCGUGAGCCAGUAUAUGGACCACCUCCUAAAGUUAAUCCAUAUUUGGAUGAGACCGGUAGCAGAAUGCCCAAAUAUGUUAACUUAUAA
This is a messenger RNA of Paraglomus occultum, 422 nucleotides long. NCBI's taxonomy places the organism in Eukaryota, Fungi, Glomeromycota, Glomeromycetes, Paraglomerales, Paraglomeraceae. The record is from the annotation of a GenBank genome assembly.